AUUAUUAAAUGUCUUUUAAAAAAUAGGCAACAAAAAUGGCUGGUAAAAGGGCAAAACUUCGCGAAAAACGCGAAAAAUUAAAUAUAACAAACCUAAAAGAGGUAGAUAUACUUUGUCCGAUUUGCAGAACGAUAAUUAUUGAGCCGGUGCUUCUUCCCUGUAACCAUGCCUUCUGUAAGCAGUGUUUUGAUGGGGCUAUGGAGAACACAAAUUUGGUUUGUCCCCUCUGCAGAGUCCGAGUUGGUUCAUGGUAUAGAAAAGCCAAGAAAAACGGGGAAUUGGUAGAUAAGUCCUUUUGGGAUGCUAUUAAAAUACAGUAUCCCAGAGAAAUUCAAAAUAAGUACAAUGGAAUUGAUAACAGUAUAGAGGAAGAUAAACCAUUGAUAAGGAUAGCAGCACCUGGUGAGAUUCGUAAGGAAUACGAACUGCAACUAAAGCAACAAAAAACAGAGGAAGCGGAAAUACAAAAACAUCGUGAUAUAGAAGAAGAGAAAGCCAGUAAAGCUCUAAUUAGGCAACUCAAAGAGGAAGAGGAGGAUCUGAAAAGACUUGAACAAGAAAGAAUAAGAAUGGAUGAAGAAUUAGCAAAACAAUUAUCAAAAGAACAAAUUCCUUCAACUUCGAAGUUAACCAAAAAGACAACACAGAAAUUUGAACCAAGCAAGGGCAAGUUUAUAAAAAACAACAAUAUGAAGCUCUAUAACAGGUCUACAGACCACGACUAUCAGAUAAAAGAAAAAAAGGAGCAUAUAAGAAGACUUGAACAAGAAAAAUUGAGAUUGCAGAAGGCAUUAUCCAAAGAAAUUCAAUCCCCUUCAACAUCAAAACUGAGCAAAAAUACGCCUAGAAAAUCCGGACCUAUGGACAGUUUUGUAGAAAAGAAAAGCUUUAAGCACUAUACCUUACCUAAAGACCAAGAUAUCCUUCAAAUAAAUAAAAAUAACGGGAGUACAAGUAGAACAGUUAGUCCAAACAAUCUCUCAACAAAACCCUACACUUGUCAAGUGUUGUACAUCGAUCAAAGUCCUACCCAAAGGAAAUCUUACAUAGAUGCAAAUAAGAAGAAAUCUCUGUAUGAAAGUCUCUAUGAAAAUAUCUAUGAGAAAAGUUUACAAUAUCUUGCUCAACACAAACGCAGGAGUAAAGAGACUGUGAGUAGGGAUAACAGUGAUGUUAUUGACCAGGAAUGUAAUUUUUACUUUAAACCAAUUGACUAUGAAGAGAACAGUGUACAGGAGCCGAAGAAUAACUUACCUUUAAGAGUACCUUGCAAGAAAGUCAAUGUUACAGACAAGACAGACCAAGGAAUAAUUAUGCCGCCAUGUGGAAAUGUAGUUGACAUUUACACUGAAAACGCAUCGGCUUUUGCAAAAACUUUGCCUGUAAUUAAGGAUAAUAAUAAAGUUGAAGUUAGCAGGCUUGUACCAGCACCAGAAACUAAUUUCUAUGGAUUCAGCAAUACUGAUAUUAGUAGUUCCCUUGCAAGCUGUGAUAAUGUUUCUAAGUGGAUUUCAAAUACUACAAAGUCUUUUUUUAAUAAUAAAGCAAGAGUUAAAGUUACAAAUUUUCCUACCCAUGAAAAAGAAAUGGCCAUAGAUAUAAAAAAUCACAAGAUCAAAAGAGAAAUGGAAAGAAUACAGCCUAGUAUAGUUAAUAAUUCGUUAGAUUCCUCUAAUUCAGUACAAAGAAACUCAGACUUUAGUCAUAAUCCUACAAAGAAAAUGAAAUGUUCAAAUACUAAUGCUAAAUUACCAGUAGUUGAUAAAGAGAUAUACGUAGAUAUACCUAAACUCAAAAUAUCUAUAACGGAUGCAUAUUCAGACAAACUAAUGAAAUGUUCAAAUACUAAUGCUAAAUUACCAGUAGUUGAUAAAGAGAUAUACGUAGAUAUACCUAAACUCAAAAUAUCUAUGACGGAUGCAUAUUCAGACAAACUGAGUCCAGAAAUCAAAACUUUAAACAGCAAUGCUGUAAAGGAACGUUUUAACAAAGAAUCUCGAAGAGUCGAUAGUUUUAUAAGUACUAAACAAAUACAAAUGCAAGAAGAAUCGGAUUUCGAGCUUGCAAAAAAACUUCAAGCUGAAUUCGACAUGAUUCAGACACCGUUAAGAACAAGAAGAGGAACAAAACGUCAGAUAACUCUAGACGAAAUGUUGCUGGUCUAGAGUUUAGAAUUUUUCUGGUAUUUUUAUUUUUUUAAUUCGAUUUUUCAAGGAAUUGUUUCUGAUUUUAUUUUUUCAAAGUUGUAUUAUAAAAAUAUAAUUAUUGUGACAUAUUUAGUUGGUAAUAUUUAUUUUUUUAAAAUAAUUUUGGUUUUAAAAAGAGUUGCUUAGAUAUUGUAAAGAAUUAUGUAUAGGUAUAUUAUACUUUUGGUUAUAAGUAACUACCUAUGAUGUAUACAUGUAUGUAUAACUCAAAUGUAUUAAGCUACAUUAUUUUUGUAUAGUGUAUAGAAAAAUUUGGUUUUCUAUUAUGUCUUUGAACAUUGAUGUUUAUUUGUUUUAUUUUUCUAAAUAAAGAGUUGUUUAUAUAAA
Messenger RNA from Sitophilus oryzae (rice weevil), 2534 nucleotides. Its product is annotated as E3 ubiquitin-protein ligase RNF168-like. Gene Ontology annotation, molecular function: metal ion binding; ubiquitin-protein transferase activity; nucleosome binding. Bases 36 to 2165 code for a protein of 709 amino acids. Gene Ontology annotation, cellular component: site of double-strand break; nucleus. The record is from RefSeq and is a predicted model, not a curated record. Gene Ontology annotation, biological process: double-strand break repair. NCBI's taxonomy places the organism in Eukaryota, Metazoa, Arthropoda, Insecta, Coleoptera, Curculionidae. The transcript has 5 exons.